GACUCCUAUGAUGUUCAACAGUAUUCCAGACGACGUUUGUAUGACUGCAAAGUUCCCUUCAAAUUCACCAAUUUGCCACAUUUCAGCAAAUACGCUUCCUCAAGUACCUAAUCCGUGCAUCGUGACGAUUACCACAGGUCAUCAAUUUGCUCUGAACAGAUGGAAUUUAAAUUAUACUGCUUCAGUUCAGUCCCCGAGUUAUGCAGAUAAUCCUCCAGUUCAAGUUGUACAUCAGCCUUUCCAAAUGGACCCAAUUUUGUGUAAGUCAAUGGGUAGCGUGGCUGUUAAUUUUAUUUAAUGAUAAAUAAUGCAUUAAUUUCUUAUUUAUAUAUUUUUCUGAAGUAUUUUGAACA
This is a messenger RNA of Belonocnema kinseyi, 353 nucleotides long. Its product is annotated as neurobeachin-like. Lineage: Eukaryota; Metazoa; Arthropoda; Insecta; Hymenoptera; Cynipidae. The transcript has 2 exons. The record is from RefSeq and is a predicted model, not a curated record. The coding region runs from base 8 to 298 and encodes 96 amino acids.